This is a messenger RNA of Gadus macrocephalus (Pacific cod), 2282 nucleotides long. RefSeq names its product dual specificity phosphatase 29-like. Gene Ontology annotation, cellular component: cytoplasm. Gene Ontology annotation, molecular function: protein tyrosine/serine/threonine phosphatase activity; MAP kinase phosphatase activity. Lineage: Eukaryota; Metazoa; Chordata; Actinopteri; Gadiformes; Gadidae. Gene Ontology annotation, biological process: negative regulation of MAPK cascade; protein dephosphorylation. The transcript is spliced from 6 exons. Bases 181 to 1236 code for a protein of 351 amino acids. The record is from RefSeq and is a predicted model, not a curated record.
GGCACAACAGUUCCCACAGUGUUCCAGGGAGAGUGUACAGCGAGAGUGUACAGGGAGAGUGUGAAGGGAGAGAGUGAACAGGGAGAGUGCACAGGGAGAGUGUACAGGGAGAGUGUGAAGGGAGGGUGAAGCCUUAGCGGGGAUAGCGUUAGUGGGAGCAGUGCUGGUUCUCGGGGCAGAAUGUCUGGGAGCCGACCACAGCAGGACCUGGCGCUCAUUAAGGAGCUGGAGAAAGCCUUGGAUUCCUGCGCGCUGGAGCUGUCGCCCGUAGACGAGGUCUGGCCCAACUUGUACAUAGGCAAUGUAGCCAUCGCUCAGAACCGAGGCGGGUUGCGUAAGCUGGGCAUCACGCAUGUCCUGAACGCAGCCCACUCCAAGCAGGGCAGCUUAGGGGACCAGGAGUACUAUGGCAGCGGCGUUGUGUACUGGGGCAUCCCGGCAGAGGACUCCGACCAUUUUGACCUCAGUCAGCACUUCAGACCCGCCGCAGACUUCAUACACAAGGCCCUGAAGAGCAAAGAUGGGAAGGUCUUGGUGCAUUGCAUCAUGAGCCAUAUUGCGGUAGACGGUCAAAGGUUCUGGUGGUCGCAGACGGCGAGAAUCAUGUCUUCUUGCGUGGGGGUGAAGCCGCGCUGCGGGGGUAACCCGUACAAAGCCGUGCGUGUGGACCCCAACAGCGACUACAUCACGCCCGGGACGCUGGACCUGGAGCAGAUGUUUUGGGCGGGCGCUGGAGCCCAGUACACACACGUCAACGAAGUUUGGCCCGGUAUCUACAUAGGAGAUGAGAAAACAGCCUUGGAGCGAGCUGCUCUGAAGAGCAUGGGCAUCACGCACAUCCUGAACGCAGCGGAAGGCAAGUGGAACAAUGUAUCGACCGGCGCCGACUACUACCGAGACGACAUGGACAUCCAAUACUACGGGGUGGAUGCCGACGACAAGCCCACCUUCAACAUCGCCCAGUUCUUCUGUCCUGCCAGCCUCUUCAUCCACGGCGCUGUUCAGGAUCCACAGAGCAAGGUGCUGGUCCAUUGUGUAAUGGGGCGGAGUCGGUCAGCAUCGUUGGUCCUGGCGUACCUGAUGAUGGAGCAAGGCCUGAGCGUGGUGGGUGCCAUUGAGCACGUGCGCCAGCGGCGUUGCAUUCUGCCCAAUCACGGCUUCCUGAGGCAGCUGAGAGCGCUGGACAUUGCCUUGCAGUUGGAGAGGCUCAGUGAAAAGAAGACGCCAGACCGAUAACUUUCCAUGGGUUUAAUAUUGUCGACACCAUUUCCAACUGCAGGGACAAUUUGUUUGCAUGUCGUUGGAUUUCUUUCUCCACCAAAGCUUGAUGCCCACAGAAGUUACGUCCUUAAAUAAUUAGAUUCAAUUGAACCUGACCAGAAAAAAAAACCUCAUGAUCCAACAGAAAUGUGAUUUUUUUAAGUUUAGGAUUUUAACAGCCUACCAUUUAAAAACUGCAGAAACAAAUUUAACAAAAUGUGAUUUCUAAAAAAUAAAAAAAAUGAUCAGUUUGACCAACUACUUAUUCUUAUCGUAAAUAAGCUUUCUUUGUCAGUUUAAGAAAAUACCGUAACAUAGUUAGCAUUUAACAAAAUAAAAGACCUUCCAUUCCGGGUAUUUUGAGGCCAUGUAGACAAACGAGUCACACUCGCAGGUUUUUCAGUCUUUUAAGGCAGAAGAAAAAAAGGCUAUCAAGGAGAGAUGGGCCCAGCUCUCUUGCACUGUGCUGAGCAAAGAUGGCGAGUAACUUCCAUGUAGUUAAACAAGAGUGUGGACAUCGUGCCUCUGCAAACUUAAGUAAAAAAAAAAAAAGGAAUUAAAAAAAGGCAUCCGAAUCGACAGAGGCUUCUUCUCCGUACGAAGAGUUGAGGAAAAUUAAAUCGUACAGACCAACCCUCUGAAACGGAACGUAGGACAAAGCCAAACACAAUCAAAGCAGCUCAUUGGUCUGCAGGGAACAAGUGUGCAAAGCUUAACUCGCACACCUUUGAGUACAAAUAUAGUCAUACAAAUUGAAACGUGUGCUUUAGAAAAAGGGAACCAAUUUGGCAUCCCACUGGUCGAUUAAAACCUGAGUAACAAGGUUCACCAGUCAUGAAAAAAAAUGGUAGCCCGUGUCAUUCCUGUAGAGCUCAAUACUGUAUGCAUAACAUCACAAUGUUAUAAUUAAGGUCAUCACCCCCUCAUGGAAUUACUCUGCUGUCACAGAAAGCCCAAGGGGAACGGCUUGAAUGCAACUGUGCACGAUAAACACAGUGGCUGGCAGUGUCGGAGCCUCGUAA